Plasmodium reichenowi is the source of this 10263-nucleotide messenger RNA. RefSeq names its product biotin carboxylase subunit of acetyl CoA carboxylase, putative. The transcript is spliced from 3 exons. The record is from RefSeq and is a predicted model, not a curated record. NCBI's taxonomy places the organism in Eukaryota, Apicomplexa, Aconoidasida, Haemosporida, Plasmodiidae. Bases 1 to 10263 code for a protein of 3420 amino acids. Gene Ontology annotation, molecular function: ATP binding; metal ion binding; acetyl-CoA carboxylase activity.
AUGAUUAAUUUUUUUUUAUCAUUAUUAUUGUUUGUUCUAUUUUUUGAAAAUCUUGUAGUGUCUAUAAAAUAUAGAAAUAUUCAUUAUAUACACAUGCCUAACAAUGCUCAUAAUAAAAACUUUAAUGAAAAAGAAAACAGAGAAAUAUAUCAUAAUGUAAAUAUAUCAGGAGGUAAUACAAUAUAUGACGAACCUAAAAAUAAGUAUAUUACUUUGUUUUUAUCUAAUGGAAAAAAAAUCCUACAUUCCAUUUUUCGAAAUAAUAAUAAUAAUAAUAUAACCAUAUGUAAUGAAAAUACGGGGAAAAAUUCAAACAUCAACUUGAAAAAUAAUUCUGAGAACAAUACUAAGAACAAUUCUAAGAAUUAUUCUAGGGGUUCUUCAUCGUGCUUAAAUAUACAGAAUGUAUCCAAUACAUAUUAUGAUAAGAGAAGAAUUAAAAAGGAUAUUAUGAAUAAGAAGGUUGAGGAAAAUUUGAUACAUGAUGAAAAUAAUAUUAUUAAUAAUAAUAUAUGUUGUGAUGAAAAACAAGAUUUGAAUAAAGAAAUUCAUGUAGAUGAACAAAAUGAAAAGAAAUCAAACAGUACUUUAAAUAAUGAAAGUUUUAUAAGUAUAUUAUCGAAUGAUAAUUCUGAAAAAAAAAAAGAUAUUGAAGAAAAUAAUAAUUAUUCUAAUAAUUUUUAUCUGAAUUCUUUAGAGGAAAACAUAAUAUAUCCUACCCAACAUGUUGACUGUGAUUAUAAUGGAAAAUGGAAAAGUCAUGUAGAUGAUAUUUUAGAGAAUGAUUCCUACUAUAGUAAUAUGAAUGAUAAUAGUAAUAAAUCUUGUAUAAGCGAUUAUGAGUUAUUAAAAACGUCAAUUUUAUUGAAUACAAAGGAUGAUUUUCCUCUAUAUGAAAAUUCAAGUAAAAAUAUAUUAACUACAAGUGGUAAAAUAAACAAGAAUAAAAACUUAAAAGAAAGAAAAAAGAAGAAUUUAAAUAGAUUAUUUUACACUUUAAAGUUAACAAAUAAUUUUUCAUUUAAAAAUAGUAAGAAUAGAAGAAAAUACGCAAAUAGUUAUAAUAGUGUUUCCUCUACACAUUCUCGUUAUAUCAUGGAUAAUAAAGAAUAUAUAAUUUACCAUAAUAAUAAUAAUAAUAAUAAUAAUAAUAAUUACAAUAGUUAUAGUAAUAAUAGUAAUAAUAUGUAUAUUCAAGGUAAUAAGAAAAAGUAUAAUAGACUAUAUUGUAAAAAAAGUGAGAAUUCUCAAGAAAAGGAUUAUGAUAAGGAUAUUAAUUUAAUUGCUUCAGAUAAAAUUAAUAGUGAAUUGUCACAAAGUGAUUUAAAAUAUAAUUCACAGAUAAUUAAUAUGCCUAAUGACCAUUUUAAUAUUAUUACUUCUGAUGAAAAAGAAAAUAUAAAAAAAAAUGCAUAUAAAAAUUAUGUUAAUUAUAUAAAUGAAAGAAGAUAUGGUUAUUUUGAUUUAUUAGAAAAAAAGAAUGAAAAAAUUAUACGCAAAUUAUUAAUAGCUAAUAAUGGCAUGGCAGCCUUAAAAUGUAUAUUAUCCUUAAAAGAUUGGUUAUUUAAAAAAUUUAAUGAUGAGAAUUUAAUUAAAAUUAUAGUUAUGGCAACUGACGAAGAUAUUAAAAGUAAUGCAAAAUAUAUAUCAUUAGCAGAUAAAGUAAUAAAAGUUCCAGGAGGUAAAAAUAUCCAUAAUUAUGCAAAUGUUCCUUUAAUUGUUGAGCUAGCCAAAAGUGAGAAUGUUGAUGCAGUAUGGCCAGGAUGGGGACAUAGUUCAGAAAAUCCGUUAUUGUCUACUUUGUUAGAAAAAGAAAAUAUAAUAUUUAUAGGUCCAACCGGUAAUGUUAUGGAAGCUUUAGGAGAUAAAAUAUCUGCGAAUAUAUUAGCUCAAAGUGUUGAAGUACCUGUGGUAAAAUGGAGUGGAGAUAAUAUAAGAAUUGAUAAGUUUGAGAACAAUAAAAUAAAUGACGAACUAUAUAGUAAUGCUACAAUUCAUUCAUUAGAUGAUUGUAUAAAAGAAUGUAAGCGUAUAGGUUUUCCUGUUAUGAUAAAAGCAUCACAAGGUGGUGGUGGGAAAGGUAUUCGAAAAGUGGAGAAUGAAUAUGAAAUAAAAAAAGCAUAUGAACAAGUACAAAAUGAAUUACCUAAUUCUCCGAUAUUUUUGAUGAAGGUUUGUAAUAAUGUAAGACAUAUUGAAAUACAAGUUGUUGGUGAUAUGUAUGGAAAUGUGUGUUCUUUAAGUGGUCGUGAUUGUACUACACAAAGAAGAUUUCAAAAAAUUUUUGAAGAAGGACCACCAUCUGUUGUACCAUAUCCUAUAUUUAGAGAAAUGGAAAAAUCAUCUAUACGAUUAACUAAAAUGAUUAAAUAUAGAGGUGCUGGAACUAUUGAAUAUUUGUAUGAUCAAAUAAAUAAAAAAUAUUUUUUCUUAGAAUUAAAUCCAAGAUUACAAGUAGAACAUCCAGUUUCUGAAGGUAUAACCAAUUGUAAUUUAAUAUCUAUCCAAUUACAAGUCGCUAUGGGAAUUCCCCUUCAAAAUAUAGAUGAUAUUCGAAAUUUAUAUCAAAUUGAUAAAAUAGAAAAAAUAAAAAAAGAUGAACAAAAAAAAGAAUUCGAAUUAAAUGAUAAUUUAUGUAAUGAUAAUAUAUAUAAAGAUAAUAUAAGUAAUGAUAAUAUAUGUAAAGAUAAUAUAAGUAAUGAUAAUAUAUAUAAAGAUAAUAUAAGUAAUGAUAAUAUAUAUAAAGAUAAUAUAAGUAAUGAUAAUAUAUAUAAAGAUAAUAUAAGUAAUGAUAAUAUAUAUAAAGAUAAUAUAAGUAAUGAUAAUAUAUAUAAAGAUAAUAUAAGUAAUGAUAAUAUAUAUAAAGAUAAUAUAAGUAAUGAUAAUAUAUAUCAUACAGAUAAGACAACAAAUGAAAAAAAUAAUAAGAACUUGUUACAUUAUAAUAAUUAUAGAAAUCAAAAUUUAUGUAAUAAUAAUUGGAUCAAAUGCUUAUUAAAUUAUGAUACAAAUGAAAAUGUUAAUAGAAAGAAUAAUUUAUUGAAAGAACACUUUGAUUUUUAUAAUAAUAAACCAUAUAUUAAAAAUCAUGUUAUUGCUGCAAGGAUUACAGCAGAAAAUAGUAACGAUAGCUUUAAGCCUACGUCAGGUAAUGUAAGAAGAAUAAAUUUUCAAAACUGGAAAGAUGUGUGGGGAUAUUUUUCUAUUAAUGAUGGUUUUGUACAUGAGUUUUCAGAUUCUCAAAUCGGACAUAUUUUUGCUAAAGGAGAAACAAGAGAAGUAGCAAGAAAAAAUUUAAUUUUAGCAUUAAGAAAGUUACAUAUUGAUGGUGAUAUAAAAACUGGUACAAAAUAUUUAGCAAAGAUUUUAGAAUCUAAAGCAUUUAUUGACAAUAAUAUUACAACAAAUUGGCUAGAUAUAAUAAUAGAAAAGAAAAAACAUGUAUUUUAUAAUACAUGUCAUAUAAUAUUAUUAUGUGCUACCAUAUUUAAACUAUUAGUAUAUUUUAUGAAUGAGAAGGAAAAAGUGGAAGAAAAUUUGGCUAGAGAUGAUAUAGCUAUAAAAAGAGAUAAAAAUUAUGGAAAUCUAAUAAAUAAAAAUAAUAACCAUAAUGGUAAUAUAAAGAAUAAUGCAGAACCUAUGUGUAAAAUGAAAAGUGCAUAUAUAUUUGAUAUGGUAUUUCAAAAUAUAAAAUAUUCUUUUAAAGGAUAUAAUACAGGGGAAAAUUUAUACAAAUUAGAGAUAAAUGGACAAGAAAUAGAAAUAUCUGCUGAAUAUGAUAAAAAUAAUAAUAAAGUAUUUUCUACAUUUAAUAAUCAAACUUAUAUAUAUGCAUGUUCUGAAGAUACCUUAGGUAUACAUAUGCAGCUAGAGAAAGAUAAUAUUUUCAUACCUAACGUUAGGAAUCCAUAUCAUUUAAUAUCUAAUACUAAUGGGAAAAUUGUUAAGUAUUUAAUAAAUGAUGGAGAAGAAGUUAAAAAAAAUGACGAUUAUAUUGAAGUGGAAGCUAUGAAAAUGAUUAUGACAUUUAAAUCAACUGAGAGUGGAAUAUUAAGACAUAAAUUGUCUGAAGGUACAAUUAUUAAAAUAGGAGAUUUAUUAGGAAUAAUAGAAAAAAAAGAUAAUGAUAAAAAACAUAUAAAACAAGAUAAUGAAAUUCAAUAUUUUAAUGGUCAUUUAGAUUUGUCAAAUAAAUAUACAUAUGAAUUGAUAGAUAAUCGUAGAAUAUUUCCAAAUAUUUUGGAUGAUAAUUAUAAUAAAUCUUGUAAUAAUUCGUAUGCCUUUACAGAUAAUAUGUCUUUACAAAACUCUGAAGAACAUUAUUUCGUAAAAGAUGAAAAAAAAAAAAAAAAAAAAAAUAUAUCUUCCAUUUUAAAUAAUAAUAUGGUAAGCAUAAAAACUGUAUCAAAUGACGUAACAGAUAAUAUAAAUGUGUUAAGAGCUGAAACGUUGAGUGAAGAGGGUUUACAGGGCCAAAUGGGUGAUGUUCAAAUGGGUGAUGGUCAAAUGGGUGAUGGCCAAAUGGGUGAUGGUCAAAUGGGUGAUGGUCAAAUGGGUGAUGGCCAAAUGGGUGAUGGUCAAAUGGGUGAUGGCCAAAUGGGUGAUGUUCAAAUGGGUGAUGGUGAUAUGUGUGAUGGUGAUAUGUGUGAUGGUGAACAUGUUGUGAAGAAAAAUGAUAAAGAACAGAAUAAAUCACAUAAAAAUUUAAAAGAAAAUAAUAUGGAUGAAUGUACUUAUGAAGAUGAUAAUUGUAUAUAUAUGAAAGAAAAUCAAAAGAAAAAAUUAUUUAUGAAACAAAAUAGAAAGAAAAUAUUUCGUUUAUUUUCAAAUGAUAAUGAAAAAAUAACAACGGCUUUAAAUUAUUUAAAUGAUAAAUUUCAUUGUGUAAAAAAUUAUUUGUCAAAUUUAAAUUUUUCUAGUGCAAAUUCUUUAACAGGUUCUAGUGAUUCAUGCUAUCAAAAUAAUAAAAACAAUAAUAAUAAUGACAACAAUAAUUACAACAAUAAUUACAACAAUAAUUACAACAAUAAUUACAACAAUAAUUACAACAAUAAUUACAAUAAUAAUAAUAAUAAUAAUAACAAUAAGAAGAAUAAGAAGAAAAAUAAUAGUGUGCAAUACGAUUAUUCCAAUUCUAAAUAUUCAAAUGUUAAUAGGAUACAUAGGAAUGAUAAACAACCAUUUGAUAAAAGUUAUUUAAUGAAUAAAGUUAACAGUAAUAAUGUCAAUGUGUUAAAGAUGAAAAGUAAAAAUAAUAGUAGGUUCCCCUUGAUUGAAAAUUUAGAAAAUAAUAUAUCUACAGAAAUUAUGUCUUCUCGAAAUACGUCUAAUGAAAAAAUAUUACAUAAUAAUGUAUCAAAGGAUAAUACAAUAACCGAACCAAUUUUUAAUAAUAAUUCUUCUGAUGAGAGUAAUAUAAAUAAUAUUACAUUUUUUAAUAAUUUAUCAAAUAAUGGUAGCAUAAGAAAAAGAAACAAUAAUAAUAAUAAUAGUAGUAGUAGCAAUAAUAAUAAUAAUAAUAAUAAAAAAAAUAAUUUUAUACAUUCCUAUUAUAUGGAUUAUAAUAAUGAUAAUAUCUAUUGGAAUCAUGUAAAGAAUGGAAAAAGCAAAUAUUUUCUUGACAUUCCAAUUAUGAAAAGAAUAGAAUUUUUGCUAAAGGGAUAUGAACAAGAUUAUGAAAAGUGUUUUGAUGAAUUAAUAAACAAGAAAGAUAUUAAAAAUGUAUCAAAUUGGUGUGCAUAUAUAAACAAUAUAAAUGACAUAUUAGAUACAUUCAUACAAUAUAAUAUUUUAUUUUCCAAAAAAGAAUUUAUUUCAGAACUAGAUUUAUAUGAUAUAUUAUAUAAUAAUAUAAAGGAUAAGAAAAAGCAAUAUGAAAUUAUACACGCAUAUACAUACAACGAUUUAAGUAUAAAGUUUAUAGAAGAAAUAUUAAAAUAUAUAUUAAAUAAUAUAAAUAAUAAUUUAGACUUAGAUAUAAUUUUGGAUAAGUUAAAAAUAUUAUCAGAAUUCAAAGGAAAAAUCUUUAGAAAUAUAAUUGUUUUAUCAAGACAUAUUUUAUUUUUAUUAGAAGGAUUAGAAUUAAUUGAAUAUAUAAAAGUUGCAUUAAAUUAUAAUGAUAAUAAAAAUAUGAAGAAUGGUAAGUUAUCAGAUGAUAUGUUACUUUUGUGUAAUUAUAUGAAAAAGAAUAAUUUAGAUUAUUCAAAAAUGAUAGAAUAUAAAAAUAAUAAAAAUGAUAUAGAAAUUGUAAAUAUGUUUUUAAAAGGUCAUAGUAGUAAUAUACAUAUGUUUGUUCCAUCAUUAAUUAAAUCAAAUAAAAAUUCUAUGUUUUUAGAAUUUUAUUUAAAUAAUUUAUAUAAAUAUUGUAAUAUUAAAUCUAUAUUGGUAACAAAUAAUAUAAUGAAAUUUUCUAUAAAUAAUUCAGAAUAUAAUAAUCUAUUAAUAUGGAAUGAAAAUGAUACUAUUGAUAUAAAUAAAAUUCUUGAGUCAGAUAUGAAAAUAAAUAAUGAUACAUAUUUGAAUACUGUUCAUAUAAUAAAUAUAAAUAAUGAUUUCUGUUUAGAUCCUACUCAUUCGCUUGAAGAAAAUAUAAUAAAUAAGAUUUUACAAAAAUGUAAAAAAUUAUAUAUAUAUAAUUAUGCAAAUAAUAAAUAUGGAGAUAUAUAUGAAUGGAAAAAUGAAGACAUAUCAAAAGGAUUAGUAGGAAAAUAUAGUAAAGAUGGAAGUAUUAAUAAUAUUUUACCUUUUGAAGAAUAUAUAUUUGGUAAUGAAAAAGAAAUAUGGGAAUAUUAUGAAUUAAAAAAUAUUAAUCAAGCGAUAUAUGAAAAAACAAAGAUAUUUUUUGGUAUAUAUAAAAAUAAUAAAAAUGAUAAUAAUAUAUGUAAUAAUGUUAAUAAUAAUUAUACAUCUUUAUUUGGACAUCGUUUAAUACAUUUUAAUAAUAUAAAAAACAUAUUAAAUGAGAAUACUAAUUUUGAGGAACAUAAUUAUCAAGAUGAUAAAUUUAUAUUUAAUAAAGAUAUACAUAAUAUUCUUUUAGAAUUAAAGGAAUCAUUAAAUGAUAUAGCACGUGGAAGACUAAAUACAUUGGUAAGAGAUAAUAAAAUAAGUAGUUAUAUAAUAUAUCAUAUUAUUCUUGAUGAUAUGAUGGAUAUUGAAACAAUAAAAGAGGCAUAUAAGGUGUUCAUGAUUAAAUAUAAUGAAAUGAUAUUAGAAAAUUAUGUCAAUAAUAUAUUUAUAAAAAUAUACCGUACUAAUAAAAAGUCAUGUACUCAAAAUGCACAUCAAAUUCAAUUGGAAAAAAUGUUUAAGCUAAACGUGCUUUUAAAUAAAAAAGAUGUAAAGAAAGAAAGGCUUGAUAAAUAUAAUAUGGAAGAUGAUAAUAAUAAUAAAAAGGAUAAUAAUAAUAAUAAUAAUAAUAAUAAUGAUGAUGAUAACAAAUAUAAUUGUAAUAAUAAUAAUAAUGAUGAUGAUAACAAAUAUAAUUGUAAUAAUAAUAAUAAUAAUAAUGAUAACAAAUAUAAUUGUAAUAAUAAUUAUUAUUAUCAUAAUUCCCAUUUUGUUGAAGAGAUUAACCAAUUUCCUUCUUUCCAAAUUGAUACCUUAUAUAUGAAGAGAAAACGCGCUAGAGAAGUAGACACAUUAUAUGCCUAUGAUUUUAUUAAUCUUAUAAAUAUAUCAUUAAACAGAUCCAAUAAAAACAGAGAAAGUCAUAAUAUAGGUAAUUAUAUUAAUAGUAUUAAGGAGUUUAAACUAAAAAGUGAUCUGAUUUGUUCUAAUAGUAAUAGUGAUAAUUUAAAGAAUCAUGCAAUGAAUAUUAUAAAAAGUACACAUAUUCCUUUGGAAAAAAAACAAGAAUACCUAUUUGAACAUUUUGACAAUUUAAGUAAUUAUGAAAUAAAAAUAAGGAAGUCUUUAUUCUUGUCUGAUGAACUAGAUAUAGGACAAAACAAAAGGAGUGUGGUUGGUUUGUUGUUAAACAUAAGAACCGAUGAAUAUGAAGAAGGGAGAGAUGUAAUAUUCAUUAUUAAUGAUAUAAGUACACAAGGUGGAUCAUUUAGUAUAUUUGAAGAUGAGCUAUUUUAUGGUGUUUCUAGUUAUGCAAGAGAAAAGAAAAUUCCACGUAUAUAUAUAUCAUGUAAUUCUGGAGCUCGUAUAGGAUUAUAUAAUUUUUUAAAGGAUAAAAUAAGAAUUGAAUGGAAAGACGAACAGAAAAAAGAAUUAGGUUAUAAAUAUAUAUAUAUAACACAAGAUGUAAAAGAACAAAUAGAUAAAGAAGAUAUUAUAUUUUUAACUGAAAUUAUAGAAAAUAAUGAAAAAAGAUAUAUUAUUGAUGCUAUUGUUGGGAAUUUAAAAAAUCCAGUAGGUGUAGAGAAUCUCAGAGGAAGUGGAUUAAUAGCAGGAGAAACUUCAAAAGCAUAUGAAGAAAUUUUUACAUUAUCUUAUGUUACUGGUCGCAGUGUUGGUAUUGGAGCUUAUUUAGUUAGACUUGGUAAAAGGACAAUUCAAAAAAAAGGAUCUUCCCUUUUGCUUACAGGUUUUAAUGCUCUGAAUAAAAUAUUAGGUGAAAAUGUAUAUGUAAGUAAUGAACAGUUAGGUGGCGUUAAUAUUAUGAUGAGAAAUGGUAUAUCUCAAGUUCAGGUUGAAAGUGAUCAAGAAGGUAUGGAUAAAAUUAUACAAUGGUUAUCUUAUGUUCCCAGAACUAGUAAUGAUUAUUAUGAUUUAAUACAAAAUAUAUAUAAAGAAAAAAAUAGAAAUAUUCUACAAAAUAAUAACUUUUUAAUAACAAAUAAGCAAAAGAGUAUGAAUAAAUAUAACAACCUUUUUAUACAUAAUAAUGAAAAUGUAAGUAAUGGUGUCGAUAUAAAGGAUAACAUAAGGAACCAGAUAGAUACAAAUAUAAAUACGGAAACUAAUAUUAAUGUGCAAAAUUUAAAUAUUAUAAAAAAAAAUGGGAUUAAUACAAAAUCAAAACAAGAUGAAAAUGUGUAUGAAAAGAAAGAUGAAGUAGAAGAAAUAUAUAAAGAUCAAAACACAUAUAGUACAAAUAAUAGCAAGGCCCUUAAACCAAUUGAUAAUUCUAGGAGUUCAUACAAUUUUGAACUUUUACGUAUAAAUGAUAUGGAUUACGAUUAUAUAGAUGAUUCUAAUAUUAUUGAUUUGAUCAAAGGUAAUCAAGAAGAACAAGGUUUCUUAGAUAAAAAUACCUAUUUUGAAUAUAUGAAUGAAUGGGGAAAAGGUAUUAUAACUGGUAGAGGAAAAUUAGGUUCUAUACCUGUUGGAUUUAUUGCUGUUAAUAAAAAUUUAGUUACGCAAUCUAUUCCAUGUGAUCCAGCAUUAAAAACAAAUGCUCAAAAAUUAAUACAAGCUCCAUGUGUUUUUUUUCCUGAUAAUUCUUUUAAAACAGCACAAUCAAUUGAAGAUUUUAAUAAGGAGAAUUUGCCUUUAUUUAUUUUUGCAAAUUGGAGAGGAUUUUCAGGUGGAUCUAUGGAUAUGUUUUAUGGUAUCUUAAAAUUUGGAUCUAUGAUUGUAAAUCAGCUAGUUAAUUAUAAACACCCCGUAUUUGUAUAUAUACCUAUAUCUGCUGAAUUGAGAGGUGGAUCAUGGGUAGUUGUCGAUGAAACCUUGAAUAGCAAAAUUAUAGAAAUGUAUGCCGAUGUCAAUAGUAAAGGGGGAAUAUUAGAACCACCAGGAAUUGUUGAAGUUAAGUUUAGAUAUCCUGAUAUUCGAAAAUUAAUGCACAGUACUGAUACUACCAUAAUAGCUUUGGAUGAAAAAAUGGCUAGAUGUGAAAAUGAUGAAGAGAAGAACAAUAUAAAGAAAGAUAUAGAAAUUAAGGAAAAAGAGUUGUUGCCAUAUUAUUUACAAGUGUGUCAUAAAUAUGCAGAUUUACAUGACAUGUCUGCAUGUAUGAAAGCAAAGGGUGUAAUUCGAAAAAUUGUCCCAUGGAAUAAGGCACGUUCGUUUUUUUAUUAUCGUCUAAUGAGGAGAUUAUUAAUUAACAUAUUGAGUCGAAAGUAUGACAACGCUUUAAUCAAAAAUGAAGAGAUAGAAAAUAUUUUAAAUGACCUUAAUAAUUCAGAAGAUGAUGAUUAUAUUGUAUGCAAUAGAGUUUUUAAUAAUAAUAUUUUACGAAAUUUAAAAUACGAUACCAAGGAUAUAAUAUAUAACAAAACAUUAAAUGACUUUUUAAAAAUUUUUAAAAUGCUAUCACAGGAAGAAAGGACAGAAUUUCUAAAUAAAAUAAAUUCUUAUGAAAAUUAA